CAUUCUCUGUGUGGUGAUCAUGAAAAUUUGCACAUGGUUGUUGGUAUAGAUCGAGCUCCAACAUGGCCAACUAUCUCGCUCAGUUCCAGACCAUCAAGAAUUCACUCGAUCAUCUCGUUAUUGCUGGAUCUUGAUGAGUUCAAGACCAUUCUCAAACCACGGCUAAAACUAAUUGUCCAAAAUGAUGAACAGGAAUGGUUUAUUGUUUUUGUAUCCAAGGCACAUCCAAACAAUGAUCAAGCCACCAAAUUGGCAAAUAAAGUUUAUGCCAAACUUGAAGUUGAUUUUAGCUCCAAGAAGAGAGAGAGGUGCUGCAAAUUCGACCUAUAUAGUGCUGAAGAAACCUUUUGGGAAGACUUGGAAUCCAAGAUAAUGGAGUGCAUCAGAAAUACAUUGGAUAAACCACAUGAGUUUUCUAUCUAA
Rosa chinensis is the source of this 423-nucleotide messenger RNA. RefSeq names its product trafficking protein particle complex II-specific subunit 130 homolog. Bases 34 to 423 code for a protein of 129 amino acids. The record is from RefSeq and is a predicted model, not a curated record. The transcript has 3 exons. Lineage: Eukaryota; Viridiplantae; Streptophyta; Magnoliopsida; Rosales; Rosaceae. Gene Ontology annotation, biological process: intra-Golgi vesicle-mediated transport; early endosome to Golgi transport. Gene Ontology annotation, cellular component: TRAPPII protein complex.